Medioppia subpectinata is the source of this 4356-nucleotide messenger RNA. NCBI's taxonomy places the organism in Eukaryota, Metazoa, Arthropoda, Arachnida, Sarcoptiformes, Oppiidae. The record is from the annotation of a GenBank genome assembly.
AUAAUGAUAACCAUGUUUAUGUUUAUAACAGCCAUUCAGGUGAAAGCCCGAGUGCCGGGAAGUAUAUACUCAGACCUGAGACGUGAGGGCGUCCUUAAAGAGUCCCUACUAUCCGGCGAUAAUGAUGUGAAGUAUCGGUGGGUUUCGUACGACAACUGGACUUUUGAGCGAACAUUCAAUGUCGACGAGAAGCUAUUGAGCAAACAAUAUGUGUAUUUGUUAGCCAACGGUAUCGACACUGUCAGCGAAGUUACCGUAAAUGAUCAGCUCAUAGGCCGUACUGACAAUCAGUUUAUACGGUAUAAGUGGGACGUAAAACACGUGCUAAAAGUGGGCCAAAACAGGGUUCGUGUGUCCAUACAGUCGGCGCCGUUGUAUUCAAUGCAAAAAUCUAAAGAAUACGAAACGAAAUACAAGUACAACGUUACAUGUGCCAAAACAGAUAAUAAUGAGUGCAAUUAUGAUUUCAUCCGAAAAAUGGCCGCUUCUUAUAGUUGGGAUUGGGGCCCGGCAUUCCCUACACAAGGCAUAUGGAAAUCAUUGGGUGUCGAGUCGUAUGACAAAGCAGUCAUACGAGACAUUAUGGUAGACACGAAACCAGAUCCAAAAACACGAAAUCGAUGGACACUCGCCGUUAGCGCAUAUAUAGAGACCGGAUCUCAGACAUCAUUGGAUGCUAUUAUAGACAUAACACUUGACGGCAAACCACUGGUGGCUAAACACAGCCAACGACUGACUGCCGACCCCUUGGGUGCAGUCAAAGCCGAUUUCGUGAUCACAAUCCCGGAGGACAUACCCAUCACUGCGUGGUAUCCCAACGGUGUGGCCGACAAUACACAGCAGUUAUACUCACUUCAAGUCCGGCUCUCAUUCCCCGACAGUCAGGAAGUGUCGGUUCAGACCAAACGAAUCGGUUUCCGGACUAUACGUCUGGUGCAGAGCCCGACCCCCGGCGAUGGCCUCACCUUUUACUUCGAGGUCAACGGACAGCCGGCUAACGUACUCCAGGAGGAUCUGACCGAGGCUUAUGUCCGGGAUUUGUUGGUCUCUGCGCGCGCGGCCAACAUGAAUAUGUUGCGUGUGUGGGGCGGAGGGGUGUAUGAGUCGGACGUGUUUUACGGUUUGGCCGAUGAGUUGGGAAUAAUGAUAUGGCAGGACAUGAUGUAUGCCUGCGCUGCCUAUCCCGUGAACCCGGAGUUCAUACUAUCAGCCGAUGUAGAGGUUAGUCAACAAAUUCAACGUUUACAACACCACCCGUCCAUCGCUAUCUGGUCUGGCAACAACGAGAUCGAGUGGAUAUUUCAGUUGUUAUCAGGUUAUUUUAACGAUAGACAUCGGGUUGACUACAGGGAGUUGUUUGUGAAAAACAUGCAAACACUGGUGACCGGCGCCGACACCAGUCGGCCAUUCGUGACCUCCAGUCCAUCAAACGGGUUGAGGGAUGCGAUAGAGAACUAUACGGCCAAAAAUCCCAUUGACUUUCGCUAUGGAGACGUCCAUUACUAUGACUACUCGUCCCCGCAGUGGGACUCAAAGCCUUACCCGAGGGGUAAGUUUAUCUCUGAGUUCGGCCAACUGUCCUACCCUUCACUGGACACCUGGUUGACAGCAUUGCCCGACUCUGACAUGACUUACCCGACCAGCGCUGGUGUAACGCAUAGAAAUCGAUUAGGGUUUUUCAAUGGCACCUAUGUGAUGGAGGAGCUGCCUGCAAAAUACUUCAAACUGCCGGCUCCGGGAGGUAUUGAGCGGUUCUCAGACUUGAUAUACUUGUCUCAAAUACAUCAGGCGAUGGCUAUUAGAUCACAGGUAGAGCUCUACCGACGCAACCGUGAGGUCGACCCUCAGACAGGCUUUGGUGGGACAAUGGGUGCCCUGUAUUGGCAACUGAACGACAUAUGGCCGGCGCCGACCUGGGCUUCCAUAGAGUUCGGCGGCAAAUGGAAAAUAUUGCACUUCGUCGACCCUCAGACAGGCUUUGGUGGGACAAUGGGUGCCCUGUAUUGGCAACUGAACGACAUAUGGCCGGCGCCGACCUGGGCUUCCAUAGAGUUCGGCGGCAAAUGGAAAAUAUUGCACUCAUUUGCCCGACAUUUCUACGACAACCUACUGGUGUCACCAUUUUUGGAAAAAGAUACUAUCAAGGUAUCGUUAGUUCGCGACGACUAUUACGGGAAACUAGACUUUGAUUUGUCGGUCAAAGUAUACGAUUGGUCACAGAAUCGGCCCAUUUAUGAGCACAAGUCUCGCCACUCGUCCGACAGUUUCUCCGCACAAGUUAUUUAUGAUAUAAGUUUAGCCGAAUUGUAUAGAGUGGCCAAAUGUCCCAAAACUGACUGUAAAAAUGAUUGGGUGCUGAGUGUAGAGGUGACAAACAACGAGCGCAAAUUACAAGCAAACAAUUUCCUACUCUUAUCGGAGCCCAAAAACUCGCACAUAAUUAAGCCUAAUAUCAAAGUGUUGGACGUGAAGGAGGUUAAGGGGGCCGAGGGUUCAGCCCCUGUGGGCCCGCAUUAUCUGUCAAACAGCCGAACGUUUAGUAUAAGCCUAUCGUCCGAAACGAUCGCACCGUUUGUUUCGCUGGACUUUCGGCCGAAGACUGGAAUUAGCGGUCAUUUCAUGGAAAACGGAUUCUUUAUAUUUGACGGCAAAAAGUCUGUCAUAUUUUCGACUAAAUCUAAUGUUACGGAUAAACACAUUAGAGAUAAUCUCGUCAUUAAAUCUGUAACCGAUUCGGACGUGUUUUACGGUUUGGCCGAUGAGUUGGGAAUAAUGAUAUGGCAGGACAUGAUGUAUGCCUGCGCUCCCUAUCCCGUGAACCCGGAGUUCGUAUCGUCGGCCGAAGUAGAGGUCUCGCAACAGAUCCGUCGUUUACAACACCACCCGUCCAUCGCUAUCUGGGCCGGUAAUAAUGAGAUCGAAGCAAUGCUCGUAUACCUUGGCGUCGAUCAGCGACACAACGAUGACUACCGAGAGUUGUUUGUGAAACACAUGCAAACACUGGUGACCGGCGCCGACACGAGUCGGCCAUUCGUGACCUCCAGUCCAUCAAACGGGUUGAGGGAUGCGAUAGAGAACUAUACGGCCAAAGAUCCCGACGACAACCGAUAUGGAGACGUUCAUUGGUAUGACUACACGUCCCCGCAGUGGGACUGGACUGUAUUGCACCGGGGUAAGUUUAUCUCGGAGUACGGCCAGGUGUCCUACCCAUCACUGGACACCUGGCUGUCAGCGUUGCCCGACUCGGACAUGACUUACCCGACCAGCGCCGGUGUGCGGCACCGGAAUCGAGUGGGAUUCCCGGGACUCAACAAAACGGGUACAGAGAUUAUUGAAGAUCUGACAGAAAAUUACUUCAAACUGCCGGCUCCGGGAGGCGUCGACCGGUUCGCAGACUUAAUAUAUUUGUCUCAAGUAUUGCAAGCGAUGACUAUUAAGACCGGUGUUGAGCUCUACCGACGCGAUCGUGAGGUCGACCCUCAGACAGGCUUUGGUGGGACAAUGGGUGCCCUUUCGGCGGCANGUGAGGUCGACCCUCAGACAGGCUUUGGUGGGACAAUGGGUGCCCUGUAUUGGCAACUGAACGACAUAUGGCCGGCGCCGACCUGGGCUUCCAUAGAGUUCGGCGGCAAAUGGAAAAUAUUGCACUCAUUUGCCCGACAUUUCUACCAUAACCUAUUGGUGUCACCAUAUCUGGACAAAGACACUAUCAAGGUAUCGUUAGUUCGCGACGACUAUUACGGGAAACUGAACUUUGAUUUGUCGGUCAAAGUAUACGAUUGGUCACAGAAUCGGCCCAUUUAUGAGCACAAGUCUCGCCACUCGUCCGACAGUUUUUCCGCACAAGUCAUAUAUGAUAUAAGUUUAGCCGAAUUACAUAGAGUGGCCAAAUGUCCCAAAACUGACUGUAAAAAUCAUUGGGUGCUUAGUGUAGAGGUGACAAACAACGAGCGCAAAUUACAGGCAAACAAUUUCCUACUUUUAUCGGAGCCCAAAAACUCGCACACAAUUAAGCCUAAUAUUAAAGUAUUGGACGUGAAGGAGGUUAUGGGGGCCGAGAGUUCAGCCCCUGUGGGCCCGUAUUAUCUGUCAAACAGCCGUACGUUUAGUAUAAGCCUAUCGUCCGAAACGAUCGCACCCCGUACGUUUAGUAUAAGCCUAUCGUCCGAAACGAUCGCACCGUUUGUUUCGCUGGACUUUCGGCCGAAGACUGGAAUUAGCGGUCAUUUCAUGGAAAACGGAUUCUUUAUAUUUGACGGCAAAAAGUCUGUCAUAUUUUCCACUGAAUCUAAUGUUACGGAUAAACACAUUAGAGAUAAUCUUCUCAUUAAAUCCGUAACCGAUGUUAUUGUUUAG